GCUUAGAGACAGAAACCUAGCAGACCGUAAACAAGAAAUCCACACAAGAACUAGUUGAUAAACUGAGGUCUAGCUUCCUGUUUCCUGUAAAGACAGCGCGAUAUUUGCCUCCUCCAAGCCCACCAGCAAGGUACAAAUGGAACAGUAAGCUGUCUGACGCUGCUUGUACAGAGUGGUCUAUUUGGAAAGAGGAGAGGAGGAAGAAAAGGCAAACCCAUCUGGAAACGGAGAAAUCCUCAGCCUUCUUCCCCGAGGAAGAGAGCAGAUUUCUUGGCCCAGAAGAGUUGGGGGAACUGUCCUGAAAGUCUCCGUUGAAAAACAGCACUGACUGGUAAUGUUUUUCAUCUUUCUCCUGCAAAACUGGGCAUUGAGGAUUAACUGGAGUUGCUGUUUUUUUUUGUAAAUUCAGAAAUAAUUACUUCUAAGGUGGAGCCUUGGGGAGGAGAAGGGGAUAUAAGGAGGGAUGAGGAAUUGAAUAUUUGGGAGUGGGGUGGCCUUUGAGACUGAAGAACAUCCAAUGAAGGAAUUGGGGUGUGUGUGAGAGAGUGAGCUGCCCCCAAAUGCUGGGAGAGGCUAAGAAGGGUGCAUGCCAUCAUAUAUAUAUAUAUUUACAUAAAUGGGUACAUCAUAUAAAUUUAAUAAACAUGUUGUGAUUAACUGAUCAACUUGUUUUAAAUUGUGACCCAACUAUAAUAGCUACCAUGCCUUUACAAGACUUGUAGCCACGUACUGUACAAAAUAUGAGCAGAGAAUUGCUCAGUUGCUGUUGGAGACAGCACGACAGCAGCACAACUCAAUUAAAUCUUGACUAGAUGACUUCUGAAGGAAUGAGAAUUGGAGCUGAAGCAUUAUUUAAGGGCUAUUAAAGAGAGCUCAGAACUGAAGCCAGAUACAAAGAUCCGUACCCUUUGAGAGGAAUGGAAGGGGACUUGUGACUGGGCAAAAGUCAAAAUGGAGUUGUAAUGACUGCUCAAAAAGUUGUGGUAAACAAAGAAGAUGGAUUUUGGCAAGACUCUGUUGAGGUGAGGUUGUGUUUUCAAACUAGCAUCUAGAGCACAAAUCUGAAAGAGAUGGGCAGUUGACAUUGGGCAAGCUAACAUUUAUUUUGUUUUAUUUCUUAUAAUGUUUAUUGUUUGCCAGCAUUGCAGGGAUAGCUAUAUGUUAGAGAAAUCAUGUAUAAUUCAGGGGUUAAACUCAAGUAUGUAUAUACAAGUGAGUACGGUCUGCAUCUUUUAAAGUUUGCAAACUAGAUAAUUCAGCAUCCUAGAUGUAUCUUUGGGGAAGAAAGUUUGAAACUGGGAGAUUUUGAGGGAAAUGGAAAACGAAGGAAUAAAGUAGCUGGCAGCUGAAAUCAGAAUAUCCAAAGAGUCUCUGCAGAUGAAGCUAGGAGGCAAAACUAGAUAAGGAAAACAAAUAAGAUUGGAAGUGAACAUUUUAGAAGCAGCAUAUUUAUUAGGUCACCUUAUUCUACCCAAAAUGCAAGCAUACCUGAAUUGAAAAGGGGAGACUAUUUUUUAAAAAUUUGGGCUGUGAGGUUUAUGGUACAAGUUAUAGGUUUCAAUGUAAAUGGGAGGACAAAUUGGCUUGCUGCACUAGAGCCUACUCUUAUGUAAAGAACUCAUAAAUAGUAUCAUAUUCUUAAACCUACAAUCCUAUCCUCAAAGACCUUGGGACAUUCAUCUAUAUCCCACAAGCACACCAGAUAGCAGUAGAAAACCCGAUCUUCCUUUUAGGAAAGGAAGGGGUUUUUGUUUUUAUUUUUAAUUUAGAUCUUCAAUCGACAACUGGGGCAGAGAAGCAAAACCUAUGGGGAACAGUGAAUGCAAACUGGACUUUUCUUCUGAUAAAAGCCUAAGAAGCGGGGUCCCCUCUGGAUGUCAGCAGCUUCUGGAGAGCUCCAGAGGAAUGAUUGAGCUGUUAUGUAUGCUGAACCAUCCACCAUGAAUUUCCGGAACCAUGGGUUCUUUCGCCGUUCUCCGCCCACUUCGGUGGCGAAGCCAACUCCUGCUGCUGGGAACACAUUGUCAGUCUUAGGAGGCAUUGCUCAAAUCUCUCCUUGUCUCUAUCUCUGCUCUGGCAAUGCUGCAUCGAAUAGACACAUGGUGUACUCCCGGGCAGUGACCUGUGUGGUAAACGCUACCAUGGAAAUCCCCAACGCCAACUGGCCAGAUAUUGACUAUGUGAAGGUGCCUGUUCCGGACCUCCCCCAUGCUCCAUUAUCUUUGUACUUUGACUCCGUGGCUGAUAGGAUACACCAGACAGGGAAGAAGAACGGAAGAACUCUAGUCCACUGCGUGGCAGGUGUCAGCCGGUCUGCCUCCCUCUGUAUUGCUUACCUAAUGAAAUAUCAUCGGUUGAGCCUCUUGGAUGCUCACGAGUGGGUGAAGAGCAGGCGACCGGUUGUAAGGCCCAACGUAGGUUUCUGGAGACAGCUGAUUGAAUAUGAACGCAAGCUGUUUGGGAAGAAUACCGUCAAGAUGGUGCCUUCACCCAUUGGGUUGGUCCCAGAUGUCUAUGAAAAGGAGACCCGUGGGCUGGUCCCCUUGUGGAAUUUGAGAUAAAGACUAUCAUUGAAAUGGGCUGUGGGCCACCUUGACUUAGAAUGAAAAAGUUCCACCGUGUUAGGAUGUUUUAACAGGAUUGUUCAGUGUGGUGGAUCUUAAUAAGAAAUUCUGUUAAUGGUAGUCUUUUUCUAAGACUUGCAAUAUGAGUAUAGUAGAUCAUGGAAAAGACAUGAGUUGCUUGAACUUUUCAGUGUGAUAGACAAUGCUGUUCGUUAUCAUCCUAUCAAACAUUGCUAAGAACCUGUAUCUUGCUUACAGUCUGAGAGGAGAAUGGUUAAACACAAACAUAUAGGCAGUAAAGAUUACUAUCUAACGCAGAGACUCCAAGGUCUUUAUAAAUUAAUCUUUGCAUAAUAAGGAGACAUAUCCUUCCCUUUUCUUCCCUCUUCUGCUUCAAGAGUUUCAGAAAUCCUUCCUUGGGUUUGCUUUAAUUUGAAUAAGCACAGUACACUUUCUGAAGAAUCAAGCCCUAAGGUGAUGUGAAAUAAAACAAUGAUUCAUCCAAAGAGUCAGGAUUUUGAGGAAUGCACAUACACUCUAAACAGCAGUAGCCAAGAAGCUGAGAUAGCACAACUAUAAACAAUAGGCAUAAGAUGCCAACUCUACAAGGGAAUGUUAUUUCAUACAGACAUUCACUAAGCAGGUUGCAACUUGGCCAUGGUAUUCUACUUGUGGGGAAGAUAGGAAUUUUUUAACAUUGGCUCAGGUUACACUCAAACAGGGUAGAGAUGUAAUUAGAAAGGAGUUGAAGAACAAAACGCCUGUCAAGCCUUCUUCAUACCCCUUGUUAAGAUUCAAGAGUAUGUACCAGGAAAGCUUUCUCAACACACUGCACCUUAAAAAAGAGAGAAAAAGAAGAUCUUGAAAGUUAACACUUUCACAGUCAGGUGAGAAGUGCAACUUCAAAAAUGUUUAAAGCUGCACAGUGAACAAUUAGUAGAGUCACAAUUUGGUAUGAGCAAGCAGUCCUUUAGUUUUGAUUGUGUGAUUUGUAGUAUUUUAUAACAAAGAGGAUUCCUAAGUGAAGCCUUUCUAAUACAAAGGUAUAAAAUUGGAAGGUGUAUCCAGAGUUGAGCGAAUAUCAAGUGAGGUCUAAGUGUAUUACAGUGUUUCUCAACCUUGGCAGGUUUAAGAUAUGUUGACUUCAAUUCCCAGAAUUCCUCAUCCAGUAUGGCUGGUUGGGGAACUCUGGGAGUUGAAGUCCACACAUCUUAAGCCUGCCAAGGUUGAGAAAUACUAGUGUAGUAGAGGAUAUCAAAUAGGAGGUGGGGUGUCCAAACCGCUCAGCAUAUCAAAAUGGUUUAAAUUAUUAAAGCAUGUGUUUGAACAAUACAUCCAUAAUAAUUAUAGGAAGAUAUAAUAAAAAUGGUGAAAGAAUGAAUCGGAUUCCCUUUAAAUAUGUUGAAAUGGUAACUUCCAACUUUUAUAGUCAGUAUGGCCUUGAUCAGUUGUUGUCAUUCCAGCAUACCGAGAGGAAGAACCAUGUUUAAAGACAGCUGUCUAUUAGGGACAAAUUUUGGAUGUCAGCCUAAAUGGAAAAGGCCCAGAUGUGUUUUUGUAUAAACAUCACAUAAGCAUAGUCAACUCUAUAACCAACAAGUGGGUCUAUGCUUAUAAAAGGAAUGGCUUAGCAACAUUUCAUAACUGUAUUUCUCUGUCCAGAACAAAGAAUAUAGUUCAUCCCCCAUCUUGAUUGUAUUGACUUUUCAAUACAAUUGCUAACGGGGCUUUUCACAAAACAGUAUCUUAAGUUUUAUAUGGAAGUUGAAGUCCACAAUUUCACUGAGAUUGAGAAACAUUGGUAUAGGCCAUCUAAGCAAGCAAUUCAGAAACCUAUUUCAUUUAUGUAGAUAGAAAAUAGUCACUUCCCAUAUUUACAAUAAAGAAUCUGAAAGGAUAGUACAUUUUUUGGAAGCAAAGUUGUCUUUCUUAUAGAUCUUACUUUUUAAUGGAUAUGUAACAGCUUGUAUAUCUGCCAUGAAAAAUGUCUCAUUUUUCAUGGGGACAGGGAUAUGAUAUAUGAUAAUACAGGGGUGACUUUUUGUGAGGAAGAAAACUCAGGUGGAUUAUUUUAACUUUUUGUUUGUACACUGUUCUAGCACUUCCUGCACCAUAAUUAUUAGUGCCUGCAAAUUUGUCUAGUGAAGGACAAUGGCAUAUAAAUGCACACCGUUUUGCAUAAAGUUAAAAUUUUCAUUUCCCCCUAUAUAUAUUUUUAGUUGUUCAAGCAGUGGUAUUAACAGAAGGGUUUGGGACUGAAACCAUGAUUAGAAGUGAUCCACCUCCCUAUCAGAAGGAAACGUAAAUCUCCCCAAAACUCAAUCUACCUCCCUCCCUCUCAUAGUAUUUGCUUCAUUUUAUCAGAGUUUAAAGACUAAACAGGGUCAGAUCUUUGUAAUAUUUGGAUAGAAACCAUUAGUGGUGUCUUAAGACAUGUCGAGGAAGUCACCAGAAGACAAGCUCAACUCGAAAGAGAUUACCUUUUUAUCUUCCAAAAUGUUCAUGUCUGAAUGGGUAGUUUUAAAACCCUUUUAAGACUGAAUAUGGCAUUAGCAAAUCUAAGAAUUGUGCAGGUGUUCAGAGUAUACCUUCCUUGCAAAGUAACUUUUGGGUUGGAUCCACAAGUAGAACUUCAAGAGACUCCAAGAAAGAAUUUGCUCCAGGGUUUUUCACACAAGCUGGUCUUCCUUUCAAAUGGCAAAUGUGUGUGUAUAUAAUAAGUUAUCUAAGGCUCUGCUUCUUAGCCUUGGCCACUUGAAGAUGUAUGAACUUCAAUUCCCAGAAUUUUGGGAUUUGAAGUCCACACAUCUUCAAGUUGCCAUGGUUGGGAAACGUUGAUCUAAGGUCUCUGUAUACAUUGUACAUAGAAAAGAGCUGUUGAUAUAAAAGUUCUGAUGUCUUUUGACUUCAGUGACAAAAAGGUCUAUAUAUAAAUAAAAAAAAAGAGAGAACCAGCAGCUUCUUGCAGCAUUAUUGCCAGUUUUACGGUGGGUGUAUUAUUUUAUUAUUUAAAACAUUUAUAUAGGAUAUAUAGAAAGAUUUAAAGUACAGCUCAAGGGAGAUAAGCUGCUUGUGCAGUAAGUUCCAGAUUUAAUCCUUGAUCACUUCAGUUAUCUCUUCCCGAUUGUGGGUAGUCAGAAUACAUUCCUACACUGGAUCACCAGUAUUCUUUGAAUGAGGAAUAGAGAUUUGCUUAACAAUUGCAGUGAUUCAUGGCAAAAAAAAAGUUGUAAAAUUAGGUUCAACUCACUUAGUAACUACCUUGCCUAGCAAUGGAAAUUCUGGUUCCAGUUGCGGGCAUAAGUCGAGGACUACCUGUACACACUAUCUUUCAGACCUAAUUGAAAUUGGUUAAGAAUUGCCAUACUCUUCUUCCUCUCUAAAUAUUGAGACUGUUAAGCAGAAUCUGAAUUAGCAAGGUCUAUAUAGUUCCAGCCAGAGCCCUGUAGAGAUGUAACAUGCAUGAAAACACUGACGAAGUGGCAGCCAUUUUCCUGUAUGCCAACUUUUUCAAAGUUGGGACCAUUAAGAUGUGUGGACUCAGUUCCCAGAAUUCCCCAGCCAGUAUGCUAAUCCCAUACUAUCCCAUCCAGUUGCCUCUGAUCAUGUUUAGUGAUGUUCUAUUGCAACUCUGAAAAUGGCUGUUACUGAGAAGACCAUGAAAGUUCCAUUUCCCAGGUUAGACAGCCUGCUGCAUUAGACUUAGCAACUGAAUCUAUUUAAAAUAAAACUAUAGCAAGGCAGCCAUUCCAGAGAGAUAAUUUGCUCAUUAUAAAGGAAAUGAUGCUGAAUUAAUCAGCAAACAGAAUAUAGAAUAAGAGUUGGAAGAGAUCUUAAAGGUCUUCUAGUCCAACCCCCUGCUCGAACAGGAGGUCCUAUACCAUUCCAGACAAUUUCUUCUUGAAAACCUCCAGAAAUGGAACAUCCACAACUUCUGUAGGUAAGCUGUUUUCACUGACAGGAAAUUUUUCCUUAGUUCCAGAUUGGAUCCUUUUUGAUAAGUUUCCACCUGUUACUUCUUGUCCUGUCCUCAGAUAUUUUGGAGGCCGGCCCAUUCUUCUUUGUGACAGCCCCUCAAGAACUUAUAUACAGCCAUCAUGUCACCCCUA
Messenger RNA from Ahaetulla prasina, 6673 nucleotides. Its product is annotated as dual specificity protein phosphatase 14-like. Gene Ontology annotation, molecular function: MAP kinase tyrosine/serine/threonine phosphatase activity. The transcript is spliced from 4 exons. Bases 1920 to 2561 code for a protein of 213 amino acids. The record is from RefSeq and is a predicted model, not a curated record. Lineage: Eukaryota; Metazoa; Chordata; Lepidosauria; Squamata; Colubridae. Gene Ontology annotation, biological process: protein dephosphorylation.